CUGAAUGCACGUGUAUGCUUAUGACUUGAAGGUUACACAGAGACUCACCGGCAAGGAAGUUCGGUCUCGUGUGUCAUAUAGAACAGGUAACCACGACUGUGGUUGCGGUCAGAAAGAGGGUGGACAGCACUGCAACACAAUCAUGGAUCCCAUGAAGGCGCAGCAACUGGCGGCGGAGCUGGAGGUGGAGAUGAUGGCUGACAUGUACAACCGAAUGACCAACGCCUGCCACAGAAAGUGUGUGCCCCCACAUUACAAAGAGGCAGAGCUGACGAAAGGCGAGUCCGUGUGCCUGGACCGCUGCGUGGCCAAAUACCUGGACCUCCACGAGAGGCUGGGACGCAAGCUAACAGAGCUCUCAGUCCAAGAUGAGGACAUGAUGAGGAAAGCAGCUGUCGGCAGCGGAUAAUGACACUGACAACGGGAUAAGAUGCUGAAGACUAAGACAGAAUAAUGACAGCGGAAUUAAUAGCGUGUGUGGAUUCUUAAAAGGAAGUGUUUUAUUUGGGUUAUGUCUGUGGGCAAAUGCAUCAAAAUGUAAGUUCAUUUGGGUCCAGUGGGAGAAACUGUCAGGGGUUAUGCAAUGGGGUCUGAGCACUUUGUGCACCUGCAGUAUGAGAACAACUUAAAAUCGUUCAGAAACAGUCUUAACAGCCUCUGGAUGUGGAAUAAACAGGCCCGGUCGUUCAGUGGAUAAAUUCCUGGGAUGUUUGCAUUUAUUAUUUUGUUUUAUUUGGCUCACUCAUACAGAGAUACUUUCAUUUUUAAAAUGCAGUAUGUCACAAACAGCUCUAUAUUUAGUUGAGGACUUACCGUUACGCUAACCUCCGUUGGCCAGCUCGCAGUUACAAGUUGAACAACUGUCAACGUUCACCAUCCGGACCCUUUUCCACUUCAUCUUAAGAAGUUUACCACCCUACGUUGUUUGGCGUGCACCUCACAAGGAACCUCGCCUGUCGAUCGGAACUCUAUUGACAACGUCUAUCAUGCUGUUGUUUACUGUCAAGCCAUGCUCCUAUCAGCUGGGAGCCAACGCUAGCUACAUUUUAACUACCCCAUGGGUCAUUGUCAAGCGUCCUUGGGUCCCAUGAAAGGUGCUUUAUAAAUCUAUGCUAUUAUUUCAUUUGACCUCAACUCUUAAAAGCACAACAAUGAUGUGCGUCCAAUGUGAAACAGUUGGUAUUUGAAAGCAAAAUGAGGAAUAUUUCAAAUGUGCUUGGUCGCUGACCUGUUCAUGUCUGUGGAGAAAGACCCCCAUGACCCCCACGAAACACAUUGAGUUAUGUCAUUACUACCCUGCUCAGAUAUUGUCACAUGAACUUUACUCUGUCAUUCUUGUGCAUAUUGUUGCGCUGUAAGUGGGACUUUUUUUUUUUUUUUUUUUUUUUUUAAAUGUCUUUUGGUGUAUUGCCUUUACCCAGUCUGUCAGCCUUCCAAUUGCAUAUCAGCGGGGCUGCGAUGUUUUUCCCUCUU
Molecule: messenger RNA, 1473 nt
Organism: Phycodurus eques (leafy seadragon)
Lineage: Eukaryota; Metazoa; Chordata; Actinopteri; Syngnathiformes; Syngnathidae
Gene: timm10
Product: translocase of inner mitochondrial membrane 10 homolog (yeast)
Exons: 2
Coding region: 5-409 (134 amino acids)
Biological process (GO): protein insertion into mitochondrial inner membrane
Cellular component (GO): mitochondrial inner membrane
Source: RefSeq, a predicted model, not a curated record